GGUUAUAACAGAUUUUGAGUGAGACUGCAUGUGUGACCAUGAAAGACACAAGAGGCGUUGAAAGAGGGGCGUGCAAAAACUGUCCUGAGUGUGAAGCAUAUGAAAUAGAGGAGAAUGCUGUCAGGUCUAACUGCAACUAUUGUAACUGUCCAGCAACAGGUCACCAUGCUAUUGAAGCUUCACAGCCCACAACUGCAAGCAACUCAAGAGAAUCGACCACUCCAAACUCCUCGGUGGUGACCCUAACACCUGUCAGUGCUUCUACCCCUGCUGUGCCUGUGCGUUCCAGCAGCGUUAUCACAUUAGAUGUAGAUAAUGUGACAGACCCAUUUCUACAAAGUUUGUUGGUUCAGCAAACUUCUACUGCUAAUGAGGUAUUUUUUGGUACUAGGAUCACCACUGUCAAAAUAUUUUUAUUUUUGUGCCAGUAAUUUUAUUUUUCUUAUCUUUACAGCCAAACACAGAUGAGAUAUUUCUCCCUAUCAAAUUGCCUCGAAAGUGUGAACUUGCUUUGGAGAAAAGGGAUAUUGACUACAAAGUCAAGUCUGGGAUUGUGAGAGAGGUGGUCAGCAACCUAAUGGGUCACGACCAACUUACUCCAAAAUGUUUAGAAAAGGCAGCGAAAAAGAUGGUGACUAAGUGGUCCCCGCUCAAAGAUGUAAAUGACCCUAACAAUGUGAGUUUAUUGUUGUAUAAUUCUGAAUAGCACUAAGCCAUGUGUUGCAAGCCUAAAAUAUUUACUAAUUUCUGCAGGAGGGGCUUCUGUGCAUGUUAAGGAAAAGAAGGGAUAGAUUAAAUGGGACUGGAAGUGACCGUGCAUCAACAAGCAGUAAUACUGAAAUGACUGCGCUUGAUGCGAAACAAGAAAUGUAUGAGAAAUGGUCUACCAACCACCGAACAGCUGCAGCCCACAAACAUUUAAUGGUAGUUGCCAGACCAUUAAGAAAAGUAGAGUCCAAAAAACUACCUGGUCUUCAACUUCUCAAAGCAUACCCAGCUUUAGGCAUCAAUGAUGUGGUGAGUAUUAAACCAUAGUCAUACUUGGUUCUAAAUUGUGCUUUCCUUUCCUAUAUUUGUGCUCAAAACCUGUUCGCUUUAAAAUACUGCAACCAAAAUUCUUAUAUUGCAAAGUCUAGUCAUUUCUAACAUUUAAACCAUAAUUGCAAUUUUAAUUUGUACUGAAGAGUGUAAUUGGAUAAUUACUUACAAAUCUUGUAAUGCAUCAGUCAGAAGACGAAGGAAAAGUAACCCGAUAUUCAAUGUGACUGUAAGUGGGUGCUGUGUUUCAGCUUCUUCAAGAAUUCUAUGCAGAGAUGGAUAUUGAUGAGGAUAAGGCAAGGGAAAACUGGAGGAAAACAAUGGAACCCCUAAAACAAUACCACCAGGUUGAAA
Frankliniella occidentalis (western flower thrips) is the source of this 1392-nucleotide messenger RNA. RefSeq lists its product as uncharacterized. Bases 39 to 431 code for a protein of 130 amino acids. Lineage: Eukaryota; Metazoa; Arthropoda; Insecta; Thysanoptera; Thripidae. The transcript is spliced from 3 exons. The record is from RefSeq and is a predicted model, not a curated record.